AUGUCGACCGUCCCGCAGUACAUGGGCUGCUUCACGUUGCUCUACGCCGAUCCAGAGGUGAAGGAGCAGCAUCAAUACCUACAGCCUUUGUACGGUCUCACGGCCGACGACGAUCCCCCGGCGCCGCUGCAGCGGCAAUGGGAGUCCUCGCAGGACGCCUCCGCGAGCACCUCGAGCAUCAGCUCUAGCUUGACCUCGCAGGACGAUGUACAGGCCAGCAUCGCACGCUCUCAGCGGACCGCAAGCGUGGGCGACCCGGCGGCGGCGCAACGCCACAAGCACUCGCAGACCACCUUCGGCGCCAUGCCGCGAGCAACAAACUCAUCCGGCGCCAAGGACGACGACGACGACAGUGAAGCGCGGCAAGCACCGACAGCAGCGCCAGUCCGCCCGCCUCGGAAAAUCGAUCAUGUUGACCUCAGCCUGUACCCCGACCUGUCGACAGGCAUUGUUGGUCCUCAGCCUGUCUUCGGCGGCGCCGCACUUUCUUCCGCCAAGCCGCCCGCCGCCACAACCACCAGCUCCUCCCCAUCGGCAGUGGCGGCAGGUGCACCACAACCCUACCUUUUCGCCUCCAACGGUGCACCGAUGCUCUCGAGCGUCGUUGACCCGGAUGCGCUACAGAAGUUGCAAGAGGCACGCCGCCCGUACCCAGCCCCGCAGCCACGUAGCGGACACGUCUUGCUUCCAUGCCCCGAGCGUGGCAGUCUCAUCAUGUUCGGCGGCCUGGGCGACGUCCCAUUCAACGAUGUGUGGGAAUACGACGUGCGAACAGGUCGUUGGGCAGAGCUGCCGUGCGUCCCUGCCACGGAGGAUGAGGAGGAUGAGGAAGAACUGUUGGCGGUGCAGCAAUGCAGCUCACGUACGCGACGUAGUGGUGACCGUCACCUCGAAGACGAGGACGCAGCCACCUCCGUCGGAACCCCUUCUGUCACUUCCAGCUCCUCAGACGAUGAGGACGACGACGAGAACUCUGACGAUAUCCACGAGGGCAACGAGGAGGGCACGAGGGCUGCGGCGCAGCGCCUGACACGGAGGCGGCAGCGUCGCAACAUGCCACCCCCCGCCUACGGCCAAGCCGCCUCACUCUACAAAAACGUGAAGGGUGAGACGUGCAUGGCCAUCCUCGGCGGCAUCUCUGUCGGUGAUAUCUGCUGCAGCGGCUUCUUCUCCCUCAACCUGAACCGGCUCACGUGGCGACGCAUACAGACGACGGUCCCGUUCUUUGACAUGUGGGGUGCCACAGCGCAGACGCUGUACGCGCCACGUCGCAGCAGUGUGCCCUACGCGUCGACCACCCAAGGCGCGGCCGCGGACGAGGAGCGCGGCGGCGAAGAAGGGAGUGGCACUCGCGUCAGCGCGGAGGAGCAGGUGGUGGUGCUCUUCGGUGGCAUGACGGAGGACGGCGAGGUGGUUCGACCCGUGACGCAUCUCUUUCACUUCAACCACCGCCUCACGGCUGCCAUGAUCGAUUCAAACCCAGACAUAUACCUGAAGAGCAUCGAGUACGAUAAAACGGAGUAUGCGCGCAUCAUGCGCCGCGUGCUCGCCGAGGAGGACAUCGCCAACGUCCAUACGCCGGACGAAAAUGGGCUGAGCCCCAUCAUCGAAACGCGGUGCAGCCAAUGGCGUGAGGCGCACCCCAACACUCUCAUGCGGUGGCGACGGCGCGCGCUGGAAAAGAUGGUGGGGAAGUACUGGGUUGAGUACCUCCCGGCUCCCGAGGACUUGCACGGACGUCGCCGCUCCACGAGCGCCGCCUACAAGCGCCACUUCAUGUACAUCUUUGGCGGCCGCGACGACUUCUACUUCUACAACGACCUCUGGUGCCUGAACCUCAUCACGCGGACCUGGGUGCAGGUGCGGGAAGGGGUGCCGCCGCACUUGCUUCGCAGCUUCCUGGCGGAGCCGUACAAUCCCAUGUACGGCAUCCUCAUCAACGACCGCGGGGCGCAGCUGCGGCAGGAGACGAUCACGAAGACAGAAGCGAAACUGCUGCACAACUCUACGAACGGCACUAUCAACCCAAUGUACCGCGCCCGCGAUGUGCACCACGCCCUCUUCGCGAGUUCAGUGAACAGCUCAGCUCGGGCACGAACCGGGGCCUGCAUGGUGGCGGAUGUGCAGCGUGACUGCCUCUACGUGUACGGCGGCUUCUCCUACACAGGUCAGCAGCACCUGACCUUCUUCGACCUCCACGCCUUCUAUAUUGGCGAGAACGUGUGGCGGCGCGUGUGCAUCUGCCGCGAGCGUCCAUGGGAUGUGAUGGUCGACGCCACCGCGGACGCCGUCGGCAUCGUGGAUCCAGCGGAGGAGGGCAGACCGUACGCGCGUCACGCCUCACCGUCCUCAGCCGCAGUCGCCAGCGGGCAGACAAUGGACUCUGGUGCGCCGUCGCUGCCCCCUACGCUGAUGGGCUACGCUGCUCGCUAUCUUCAGGGCGACCCUUCCACAACCGCCUCCGCGGGCGGAACCUUAGUGGCAGCCUCUCUUGGACCGCCUUUGGCGCCACGCGGGUCACGGGCGAGCCGGACGUCAAACACCCACUCCGCACCCGGCACGUACAGCAACUGCUUCUACCUGCCAUCUUUCGUUCCAGAGGCGCGAACGAUGGCUGCCAUGGUGGAGGACCCCGUGCACCCCGGUGCACGCUUCUUCCUGCACGGCGGCCGCUCCGGCGAGGAAGCCUGCGGUGAUUUCUUCGAGCUACGCACGUACGUCGGCCGCACGGUGGACAUGGAGUACAUGAAGUUGCACCGAGCGGCCCGCGAGGAGGUAGUUGGCUUCGCGCCCACACGCUCCUCGGCCGACACGAACACCUUGGCAACGCCCUCGGCCUCGUUGAGCAACCCACCUGCCACAUUCAUGACGGCAUCGCUCCUGACCGGGGCAGAUGCGGCCUCGGGGCUCUCUGUUACCGACGCUGCACGCCUUCAGUGGAAUAGUCGUCGGCAGCUCCAACGCCAGCUGGUCAGCGCCGCUCUCGAGACUCAGGAAGGUUUCGAGGACAUGCCUGCAGCGUAUUACAGCUCCAUCAAUGACACUGUACCGCUGCCGCGCCGCACGCUGCGCGACGCUGCCACGCGCUGGAUACGGGAUGGACUGGCGGCUGUAGACCCGAAGAGCCUCAUGUUUGUUGAACUACGCAACGGCCACGCUGUGGUGAACCUGCGCACCCACAUCCACUAUCUCAGCCGGCUGAGCCUUCUUGGUGGCGGCAGCGGUGACGGGGACGAGCAUGCAGAGCCAGGCGAGAGAGGUUCGGCAGCCGCCGUAGCGACAACGGGCGCGUCAAACACAUCGUCUUCGGUCAAUCACACCUUGAACGCUCGUACAAGCACACUGACCGGCACCGGCGGCAACAUCAGUGCUUCGUCGGCUCUGACGACGCCGAUGCAGUUUGAGAGCAUGGACGGCCACCUGAAGCGGUCUGCGCGGUCGCUGGAGCUGCUCCUGUACGAUGUGCUGCUCUCGAAGCCGAUCAACAACAACGGCAGCGGCGCAGGCGUCGGUUGCAGUGGAGGUGCUGGUAGGGCAUCCUGUCACCGUCGCACGUGCAGUUCCACCCACAUGCCGGGGAGCGAGCCCGCGACGGCUCCGUCCACACGCGGCGUUGCCAUGGCAACAUCGCCCGAGGUGCUCGGGAUGUUCCCAUCGUACCCCGGCAACGUCCUUGGCGGCAGUCCAGGCACGAGUCCCGGUAACGGCACACCGCUCUCCACGUCACCGCAGGUCCAGAUUGUGAGCCGCGCGCAGUACUCCACCCCACGCACCCCGCAAGUGCUGAGCAUGAUGCUAUCCGGUAGCAGCGGUGGCACAACGCAGCAGCAGCAGCUCAGCGCAUCUUUCCCCUCGCAGGGCGGUGACUCGGCUGUCUUGGCUGUGCGCGACGCUCGGACGUCGUCGCCCGCCCUGACAAGUGGGAGCAGCAGCUUCUGCGGUAGUGAUGGUGGUGCUGGUGUUUCCACGUGCGGCCCCGUCAGCGGCGGUGCAUCGCCGGCCAACAACGAGUACGCCUACCACGUGCUUUUUCGAAGCCUUUUCCACCACGAGCCCUUCUACAAGCCCAGCUACGCGGCGGACAAGAGGCGGUGA
This is a messenger RNA of Leishmania mexicana MHOM/GT/2001/U1103, 4095 nucleotides long. RefSeq lists its product as hypothetical. Gene Ontology annotation, molecular function: protein binding. Lineage: Eukaryota; Euglenozoa; Kinetoplastea; Trypanosomatida; Trypanosomatidae. The record is from RefSeq and is a predicted model, not a curated record. The coding region runs from base 1 to 4095 and encodes 1364 amino acids. The transcript has a single exon.